AUGGUGGACUAUUACAGAGUACUAGGCGUGUCUCGGACUGCCACCGAGUCAGAAAUAAAGAAGUCAUACAGAAAAUUAGCAUUGAAGUGGCAUCCGGACAAGAAUCCAGACAAUGCAGAUGAAGCAAAUAGACGAUUCAAGGAAAUAUCUGAAGCUUAUGAAGUACUUUCAGAUGAGAGGAAACGGCGUGUUUACGACCAGUACGGCAAAGAAGGACUGAACAACGGCAGAGGCAGACGUUCUACCGCCGACGAUGAUUACGACUUUGGCUACGCUAGUUUCCCGUUCACAUUCCGAGAUCCCGAGGAGGUGUUUAGAGAAUUCUUCGGCGGGUCUCCUUUUGGCGAUUUAUUUGCUGAAAUCAACGGCCAUGGGCAUCAUCACAGGCACGGUCGUCGAAGUCAUCCCAGUACAUCCCUCACAUCAUCCCUGUUCGGUUUCGGCAUGCCAGGACUAGAUGAUAUUUUUGCACAUGCCAAUUCCAACGGAAACACAUUCACUUCAUUCUCGACUUUUAACAGUUCGCUAGCCGGCCCUGGAAGCGCUAACAUGAGGAGUACUACGACCACUACGCGCGUUGUCAAUGGAAAGAAAAUCACAACUAAAAAGGUGACGGAGAAUGGUCGGGAAACAGUAAUGUCGUAUGAGAACGGGGUCCUGAAAUCAAAGACUGUCAAUGGCGUACCUCAAUCAUUAACAUAUAGUUAA
Molecule: messenger RNA, 708 nt
Organism: Arctia plantaginis
Lineage: Eukaryota; Metazoa; Arthropoda; Insecta; Lepidoptera; Erebidae
Source: the annotation of a GenBank genome assembly